CCCGCCUCCCGCGCGGCGCGCAGGCGCAGCAGCUGUUGCUCUAUAUAAGGGUCGCGCCGGUCCGCGCUCGCGCUGUCGUCGGGAGGAUGUCGCGCUACGGGCGAUACGAGACCAAGGUGUACGUGGGGAACCUGGGCACGGGCGCCGGCAAAGGCGAGCUGGAGAGAGCCUUCAGCUACUAUGGACCGCUGAGAACCGUGUGGAUCGCCAGGAACCCGCCGGGGUUCGCCUUCGUGGAAUUCGAAGACCCCCGCGAUGCUGAAGAUGCUGUGCUUGGCCUCGAUGGGAAGAUAAUAUGCGGCUCCAGGGUCAGAGUGGAAGUAUCCACAGGGAUGCCGCGCCGCUCCCGCUACGACCGGCCCCCUGCCCGGCGCCCCUUCGACCCCAACGACAGAUGCUACGAGUGUGGUGAGAAAGGCCACUAUGCCUAUGACUGUCACCGCUAUAGCCGGCGAAGGAGGAGCAGGUCCCGGUCUAGAUCCCGCUCGAGGUCCCGUGGAAGAAGGUAUUCCCGGUCACGCAGUCGCAGCCGUGGUAGGAGAUCCAGGUCAGCUUCCUACCGCAGGUCCAGGUCGAUCUCUCCUCGUAGAUACAGAUCAUUCUCACCCCGCAGGUCCCGCUCUGGUUCUCUAAGAAGAUCAAGAUCUAGGUCUAGGUCACGCUCCAGGUCUCGGUCUGUUGUAUGGCCUCGAAGCAGGUCUGAGUCUCAUGGUAGAUCUAAAUCUGGCUUACCUGCUAAAAGCCGCUCAAAGUCCAGAUCACCAUCUCCAAAGAGAAGUCACUCACCAUCCGGAAGCCCUUGAAGGAAUGAAAGUCCUAAAAGAAUGGGUUCAAAUUUAAGAAGUUUAGUAAAAAACAUAUUUUGUUUACAUUAUAAGGGAUUUUGUGAUGUAAGGGCUUAGUCCUAGAAGUCUCUUUCUAUUGACUAGCAAUUGGCAUGAAUCUCUAUCUUCUAAAGAAAAGUAUUGUUACCAGACUAAUACAAAACUCUUCUGUUGUGUUUGUGUUCUGUGAUCUGAAAAUGUUGGGCUUUUUUUUUUUAUUUUUAUUGGUGCGUUGAAUUAAACUGCAUUUCUAACUAAUAAAUCAGUUGUGGUAA
Molecule: messenger RNA, 1099 nt
Organism: Parus major (Great Tit)
Lineage: Eukaryota; Metazoa; Chordata; Aves; Passeriformes; Paridae
Gene: SRSF7
Product: serine and arginine rich splicing factor 7
Exons: 9
Coding region: 87-803 (238 amino acids)
Biological process (GO): mRNA splicing, via spliceosome
Cellular component (GO): nuclear speck
Molecular function (GO): zinc ion binding; RNA binding
Source: RefSeq, a predicted model, not a curated record